Molecule: messenger RNA, 642 nt
Organism: Fusarium pseudograminearum CS3096
Lineage: Eukaryota; Fungi; Ascomycota; Sordariomycetes; Hypocreales; Nectriaceae
Exons: 2
Coding region: 1-642 (213 amino acids)
Molecular function (GO): electron transfer activity
Source: RefSeq, a predicted model, not a curated record
AUGCACGCCUCUCCCAUCACUCUUCUCGCCCUUUCUGCCAGCCUCGUCUCGGCUGCUAAGCACGUGGUUAAGGUUGGAGAUGGAGGUCUGAAAUUCGAUCCCGCCGAGACCACAGCAAAGACCGGCGACACUGUCGAAUUCCACUUCUACAAGGGAACCCACAACGUCGCCCAGAGCGGCUUCGCCAAGCCUUGCGAGCCCAUCAACAGCACCGCUUUCUUUAGUGGCACCUGGGAUGUCAAGCAGGGCAUGAGUGACAAGGUCUUCACCAUCAACGUCACCUCCGAGGACCCCAUCUGGUACUACUGCGCUGUUCAAGGUCACUGCCAGGGUGGUAUGGUUGGUGCUAUCAACGCUCCCACCAGCGGACAACGAAGCUUCUCCAACUUCGCCAAGGCUGCCGAGGACUCCGACGAUAGCGUUGCUCCCCGAUCUACCGGUGGUGGUGAGAUUGCUACUGCUACCGGCACAUUGGCCGCCUCCGGUACUUCCGAGCCCACUGGCACCAGCACUGAGACCGGUGCUUCUUCAACAGAGUCCGCAGGCGCAAACGCUGGCCUUGAGGCUAGAGGAGAGAUCCGCUGGGGUCUCAUGACUGCCGGUAUGGCCAUGGCUGGUCUCUUCGGUGGCUUGAUGAUGUAG